This is a messenger RNA of Sphenostylis stenocarpa, 728 nucleotides long. Lineage: Eukaryota; Viridiplantae; Streptophyta; Magnoliopsida; Fabales; Fabaceae. The record is from the annotation of a GenBank genome assembly.
AUGGAAGACCAAGGUGGUGGUGGUAGCAGCACAAAACAGACGAACAAUGCUUACGUGGACACGUCGAAAGCGGAGAGAGCAGUGUGGUUGAUGAAGUGCCCUCCCCUCGUGUCGCGCUCCCUCCGCGCUCCUCCCUCAGAACCCUCACGCCCCGUCGCCAAGGUCAUCGUCUCCAUCGACCCUCUCAACUCCAACGACGACGAUUCUCCUCCUCAGUUUACAAUGGAGUUGGCUGGAACUGAAGCUGGACAUAUACCCCGAUGUUAUGUUAUGGAUAUGUCUAAAGACUUCAUUCCCAUGUCUGUGUUUUCAGACACACAACAAGGAAAGAUCUCUGUGGAGGGAAAAAUACUUAACAAGUUUGACAUGAGGCCCCAUAAUCAAAACCUUGAAGUCUAUGGGAAACUCUGCCGUGAAAGGACAAACAAGUAUAUGGUCAAAAAUAGACAGAUUCAGGUUAUUGAUAAUGAUAGUGGGGCGCAUAUGAGGCCAAUGCCAGGGAUGAUCAGUUUCUCAACUUCUGGACCCCCUGAAAAGAAGAAAGCUCCUGUCAAAGCAACGGAUACAAAGAGAACAAGAAGAGACCGUGGGGAGAUGGAAGAGAUUGUGUUUAAGCUAUUUGAAAGGCAACCCAAUUGGAGUUUAAGAAACCUCAUACAAGAAACCGACCAACCUGAAGCCUCUACAAGCCCACGCGAUUAUGAAACAAUAUACUUUGAAAUCGACGU